GCAUUUUUCUCUGUUACUCUAAUUACGCCUUGCUUAAUUAGGCCCCCAGACUAAAUUUGAAUUUCACACCUGUUUCAACUGAUAAAUUUUAUUUGACAGACUAGGAAUCGCUAUUCUGUUGUUAGUUCUGACAUCUGUAGAGCCCUUAAAAAAAACACUACCUGUCAAGUUGUCCAAUCACCAAUCAGCUAUCACCAACAGAUCAACAGACAGCCGGCCGGCGCGGCGUAGUUUGAUAAUUAGUGUCAUACUUCAUAGUCAUAUAUUUCAAGAUUUUAAUUCUUCUUUCGAAGCGCUGCUUAGUUUUUUCCUUUUGAAUCCCGUCCCAGUCCGAGAUACUUUAUUAUUAUCUUUCUUUAGCUGACAAAGAGUUGAAACCUACUACGUCUGCACCGAGUAAUUCUUGUGGUUAUUUUAAUUCCAUAAAUUUUUAAGAUGUCACGUCUUGAUAUAGUGGUGUUUGGGGCCACAGGCUUCACCGGCAAGAAGGCAGUUGAAGAGUUGGUCCGUGUUGCCAAGAAGUACCCAGGCCUGACAUGGGGAGUGGCUGGCCGUUCACAGUCUAAGUUGGAGACCCUUAUGGCUGAUAUUGGAAAAUUGACUGGUGAAAAUCUCUCCAGUAUCAAGAUCAUAGUAGCAGAUGUGUCCGACGAAGAGUCCAUCAAGCACAUGUGCGAGCAGGCGCGAGUGAUCGCAAACUGCUGCGGUCCAUACAAGUUGUAUGGCGAGCCAGUGGUCAAAGCGGCGGUCGCCACUAAGACGCACGUGGUCGACGUUAGUGGGGAGCCGUUUUUCAUCGAAACAAUGCAACUGAAAUACGACCAGGCUGCACGAGAGGCUGGCGUGUACAUCGUGAGCGCGUGCGGCUUCGACAGCAUCCCCAACGACAUGGGACUCGUCUACAUGCAGCAAAACUUCGACGGGACUCUGAACUCUGUGGAAUCUUACUUGAGCACGGAAGUGGCGCCGGAGUACAACAGUGAGGCUGCCAAGAACGGUGUCAUACACUAUGGCACUUGGGAAUCUCUUGUGAACGGAAUUUGCAGCCGCAAUAAGCUACCUGCACUACGGAAACAGUUGUACCCGGACCGUUUGCCGAGCUUCAAGCCGAAGUUACACCCUCGUGGCAUCGUCCACAAGCAAGACGGCAAGUACUGCCUGCCGUUCCCCGGCUCCGACGCGUCCAUCGUGUACCGCACGCAGCGCCACGCGUACGAGGUGGAGCACAAGCGCCCGGCGCAGUUCAAGCCCUACGUCAAGCUGCCCUCGCUGGUCGCCACGCUGCUCACGUCGCUCGUCGCCGCCGUCCUGCUCCUCAUGGCCAACUUCUCGCUCACCCGGGCGCUGCUGCUGAAGUACCCGAGGCUGUUCUCCGCGGGCACGGUGACUCGCGAGGGCCCGACGGACAACGUGAUGAAUAACACGUCGUUCAUGUUCGAGCUGUAUGGCGAGGGGUGGGAGAAGGGCGCCGACGUGGACGCGACCAAGCCGACUAAGAAAGCUGUAGUCAGGGUAAAAGGCGUUAACCCUGGCUACGGAGCAACAGUCACCGCACUGAUCUACUCGGCCAUCACCUGCCUCAAGGAACAUGACAAGAUGCCUGGCGGUGGCGGAGUGUUGACAACGGGAAUCGCAUUCGCCAAGACCGAUCUCAUCAAGAACCUUAACGAAAAUAACCUCACGUUUGAAUAUGUUCAAAACUAAUGUUACCGUUAAAGUUACCGUAUAAAUAGCAGUUAGAUUUAUUACAGCAGUGGUUAAUGAUCAUAUUAGAUUAGACAAUGUGAUUGUAAUGGAACACUCUGCGUUUAAAAAUUAUAGUUGUAUGUGUAUAUGCCUUUAUUUUUGUUUGUAGUAUUUGCAGAUUUUAUAUUAAUGUUAGCUUCAUGUAUUAGGAUAAAAAGUCAAAUUAUUGCAACAUCAACUAUAAUUUGUUUUUUUUUUUUGCAUUAGAUGAAGGUAAGCUAUCUUGACGUGUUUUUUAUUGAAAACAUUUGAAAAAUAAGUCGGGGCAAAUAAUUAUGUAACAAUUAUAACUGAUAUACGAUGACUUUCAUUCUUUUGCUUUCAUAAGUCAUAGUUACUGAUUUUCAAAAAGCGUUUUAAUAAUAUUCAAUAAUAUAUCGUCAAGAUUGUUUACCUUUUUUCUAAUGCCAAAAAACGAAGUAUAUAUACUAUAAUAUUAUUAUACGAUAAGUUUAUUACUAUUUUAUUCGAUAGUAGGUACAAACAAGCAUUUACCAACUUAAUAAUUGUUUAUAGAGCUUAUUAAGCUUAUGUUAUCGAUAGUACAACAAGCAUUUACCAAAUAAAAAGAUUUGUAGUCGUUUUUAAUAGAAACAUAUUUUAUGCUAAAGUAACCAUUGUUUGUGUCAUAAUUGUAACUAAUGUGAUAUCUACAUGCAUAAGGUAAAGGGCAUUUAAUAAACAUUAAACAUUA
Molecule: messenger RNA, 2440 nt
Organism: Cydia pomonella (codling moth)
Lineage: Eukaryota; Metazoa; Arthropoda; Insecta; Lepidoptera; Tortricidae
Product: saccharopine dehydrogenase-like oxidoreductase
Exons: 9
Coding region: 436-1704 (422 amino acids)
Biological process (GO): glycolipid biosynthetic process
Cellular component (GO): mitochondrion; lipid droplet; plasma membrane
Source: RefSeq, a predicted model, not a curated record